UGUUAUUCAUGUUCAUGUCAUAAUUUUAAUGUUUAUGUGGUGUUUUGAUAUGCUUGCUAGUUUCUUCGUAGAAUAUUGUAAACAAAAAGAGGUUUUAUAUUUAAAAAGAUGGUCGAUGAUCUCAGGAAAUAUUUGAAUCAUUUAUUAGAGAAGGUGAAUGGUCUUCAUUGUAUUUUGAUAACUGAUCGGGAUGGUGUUCCGGUUGUACGUGCGGUGACUGAAAGGGCUCCUCCUUUAGCUUUAAGACCAAAUUUUAUAUCAACAUUUGGGAUGGCCACAGAUCAAGCAAGUAAACUUGGUUUGGGCAGAAAUAAGACUAUUAUCUCCAUGUAUUCUAGUUACCAGGUGAUUCAAAUGAAUAAGCUACCACUAGUCAUCACCUUCAUUGGGAGUGACAAUUGCAAUACUGGCCAUAUACUGUCACUGGAGACACAAAUAGAACCUUUUUUGAAGGAUCUUGCGGCAGUUGUAGCGGAUGCACCAUAGCAUAUAGAGAUAUCCCAUAUUAUUACAUAAACAUAUAUACAACUGUGUUGAACAUUAUAAAAUUUAUUUGUAAAGUAUCAUAUUAUGUAUAAA
Messenger RNA from Papilio xuthus (Asian swallowtail), 579 nucleotides. It is a transcript of the gene Lamtor3, whose product is annotated as Late endosomal/lysosomal adaptor, MAPK and MTOR activator 3. Gene Ontology annotation, cellular component: Ragulator complex. The coding region runs from base 109 to 486 and encodes 125 amino acids. Gene Ontology annotation, biological process: cellular response to amino acid stimulus; positive regulation of TOR signaling. The transcript has 3 exons. The record is from RefSeq and is a predicted model, not a curated record. Lineage: Eukaryota; Metazoa; Arthropoda; Insecta; Lepidoptera; Papilionidae.